This is a messenger RNA of Malania oleifera, 2529 nucleotides long. RefSeq names its product condensin complex subunit 2. Gene Ontology annotation, biological process: mitotic chromosome condensation. Gene Ontology annotation, molecular function: chromatin binding. Gene Ontology annotation, cellular component: condensin complex. The coding region runs from base 163 to 2133 and encodes 656 amino acids. The transcript has 13 exons. Lineage: Eukaryota; Viridiplantae; Streptophyta; Magnoliopsida; Santalales; Ximeniaceae. The record is from RefSeq and is a predicted model, not a curated record.
UUUCAUUCCUCCUGCAUCCCCGUACUCCAAGCAUCGCCCUUGAAACCCCUUCUCCUUCUUCCUAUCGGUUCAGAAACACUCCCCAGAAGCGCAAGGAUUUCGGAGACGCUAUGAGAUUUCUGAUACUCUGAUCAGUUACGGUGAUCCGCUAAGGUAGUAUCCAUGGCUGAAGCCCUAAGCCCCAAUCCGUCGACGGCGCUGAAGCAAAGAGCCACCGUCGCCUCUCGCAUCCAAUCUCCCAUCAGUCCCUUCUUCUUGGGAUCCAACGAUGACAAACUCGAACGCGCCCAGGCACGCGCUGCCCGCGCCGCCGCUAUUCGCCGCAAAACUGCCACUACCCCCGCUGCUGCUCCUCCUCCUUCGCUCGAUCCGUGCCUUGGCAAACAACAGAUUCUUGAGUUGUUUCAAAAUUGCAUCAAAUUGGCCAGCGAAAAUAAAAUUAAUCAGAAGAAUACGUGGGAGCUGGGUCUUAUAGACCACCUGUGUGAGAUUAUCAAAGUUGAAGAAGAAGAUGAUGCAGAGACGAAUUUUCAGAAGGCAAGUUGUACUCUUGAAGCUGGAGUUAAGAUUUACUCAUUGAGAGUGGAUUCUGUGCAUUCAGAGGCAUAUAAGGUCCUUGGUGGGAUUAAUAGAGCAGGUCAAGAAAAUGAACAAGAUACUGUUGUGGAGGAUACUGAUAUCAACAAUGGACUAGACGAAGGUCAUUCUAAGAAAGAACAAGAGAGGAAGAUGUCACCUCUAUCAACGCUGGAAUCAUCUUUUGAAGCUCUUAAUGUAAAGAAGUUUGAUGUUGCAUUCGCAGUGGAUCCACUCUAUCAUCAAACAUCUGCACAAUUUGAUGAAGGCGGAGCUAAGGGUUUAUUAUUGAAUAAUCUUGGAAUAUAUGGUGACUGCCGGGUGCUUUUUGAUUCGUCAGAAGUGCCAGGGAAGUGCAUGUCAAAUGGAACUCAACAUGAUAAAACAGACACAAUUGAUCUUUCUCUCAUCAGUGAAUGCAUUGAAAAUAUGGUGUCGGGCAUGCGUGAGAAAGAUGAAAUUUCACCCUCUCUUAAGCAUUUAGUUAAUCAAUUUGAUGAAGACAAUCGGAGGCCAUCGGAUACAUUCUAUAAAGUAACUGAACAAGCUGACACAGCUAAUGACAACAGAGCUGAGUGGGAGGCUGAUCAAUUUGAGAUCUGUGGGAGUUGGACCUCUGACCAUGAUGAGCCAACUUGCAUGGUUGAUGAAGAUAUUAGUCAUACAGAUUCAUUUUUCCCUAGUCAACAUGAGGAAAAUGAAUCAUUUUUUCACAAUCCUGACUUGGAUGACAGAUUUGAGAAAGUUGAUGGGUAUUUGCUUUUAGGAUUAGGAUUUACUUCAAAACAAAAUGCCUGGGCAGGUCCUGAUCAUUGGAAAUAUCGGAAACCUAAAUGUUUAGAGGUUGAUCCUGCUAAAGAAAAUGGAUCACUUUCAACGGCUAAGAAACCAAGGGGUAAAAAGCAACCUGAACUUGAUAUUGAUUUUACAAAAGCAUGGGACACAGAAAUGCCAGACAUCUUUGCUCCUCCCAGAAAUCCGAAGUCCUUACUACUCUCUGCCAAUAGAGUACCUUGUAAUACGAAACUGCCAGAAGACUGCCACUAUCAACCAGAAGAACUGAUAAAGUUAUUUCUUCUUCCAAAUACAAUGUGUCUAGGCAAGACAGGAAGAAAGUCUCUGGACGAACCGAGGCAGGAAAGUGAGAACGAUGCCCAAUUUCCAUCAUGGGAUGAUGGUGCAUUUUGUGAUGAAUAUGACAAUAGAAGUGGUCAUAGCGACAUAGAUGACUCAAGCAUGCUUGUUUCUCAGCCUCGCCAGGUGAAUAAAAUUGAAGUCCAGUAUGACAAAACCUCAAAACAAGUUGAUGUCCAAGCACUAAAGGAAACCCUUUGGGACUGUAUACAACGAUCUACUCAAAUGCCUAUUAUGGAAGAAAUGGUAUCAUUCAGGAACAUCUUGGCUAGUUUUCCAAGUGACUGCCAAGCAACCACAGCACGCGGUGAUAUCUCUCCUCAUUUAUGUUUCAUAUGCUUGUUGCAUUUGGCUAAUGAGCACGGUCUAAACAUCCGUGGCUGCAAUAGCUUGGAUGAUCUCAGUAUAUACCUUUUUUCGUAAAGAGACACGAGUGGUUUGAAGUUCUGUUGUGAUCAUGCUUCCUUGUGCUGUGAAAGGAGAGAAUUCCAUAAACUGCAUUGCUUUUGUCAUGAUUCGGUCUGAACCUUGUGUAGAAUUGCCAACUACCAUUUGUUAACACCUCGUCACAUUCAGUUCCUUUUUUUUUUUUUUUCUUCUUGCUUUGAUCCACAGCAAGAGGCGAAUUUUGGUCCUACCGCUGCAUGCCUUAUGCAAUGUAUUAGGUCUUUAGCUCUGAUCAGAAAUUUGGUUGCCUUGUAUCAAACUCCCUUUUUUUAUUUUAAAUGUUUUUUUUUUCAGGGGAAAAACUUUUACUGUACGGUUUGAUUUAUUUGUGUUGUGUUUGGUGUCUUAUAUUUUAUCCACAUGGUUUGUACC